Messenger RNA from Leishmania braziliensis MHOM/BR/75/M2904, 2238 nucleotides. RefSeq lists its product as hypothetical. The coding region runs from base 1 to 2238 and encodes 745 amino acids. The record is from RefSeq and is a predicted model, not a curated record. The transcript has a single exon. NCBI's taxonomy places the organism in Eukaryota, Euglenozoa, Kinetoplastea, Trypanosomatida, Trypanosomatidae.
AUGCUGCACCUACUGCUGGAACUCCUUGUGAGCAUCGCACUCUGCGCCGCGCUGGGGUACUUUGCAUUCCUGAACCUGCCGGUGGAGUCGGAGGAACCGGGUUUGACGGCAGCAGAGUCAGCGGGUGACGGGUUCUCCGCAAUGGCGGGGGCCGGUCACCCUGGAGCCGUCAGCGACGGGGCAGAGCACUGCCAUGCUUACCACCCGCUCCUUCCACCGCAGGAACUGCCCCUCUACACGUUGAUCACUUGUUGUGUCUCUCUGGCGGAGGACACGAUGCUCGGCGUUGCCUACCGCUGGAUUCUCAUCAACGGACUUCACUAUAGCCCUCGCGAGGUGUACGGCAAGCGCCGACUGCGCGAGCGGGGCUACUACUACUCCAGCGACGCGAGUGGGCCAAUCAGUGGAAAGGAGGUCGACUAUAGUGUGAGUGGCGCUGGCACACGCGUCGGUGAGCACUCCUCAUCUGCGGCCGCUGCCCCGCUCUCCUCGGCGGGUAGUGCCACGGCUGCCAGCGUUGACUCCUCUCGUCGCUUUCGUCGCCGUCUACGCCGCGGCGCGGCUGCAGCUGCGGCGGUCCCGCCAACCCCGCUGCGGAAGGAGAGCGCGUAUUGGGUGAACGUGCUCCUCCGCUGUGCUGCCUUUCUGUGCCUCGGCGGUGGCACAACGAAGCCGGAGGUGUGGACGGACCGCCUCCUCUACGACGCAGAGAAACUGUUGGACAGCGUGAACGCGGGCUACGAGAACCGCAUGCGGGCACGUGAGGCGCAGGCCUGUGCCGCGGCGCCCCAAUCCGCAAGCGCUACCCAAUUAUCGCCGCUGCUGGGCCGAACCUCGUCACAAUCUGCUGCAUCGCUGCUUACAGCACCUCGCAAGCCGCUCCUGCGUAUCCAGUUGCUAGAGCUAGGUUCAGGGCUCCUUGGGUGCGCGCCCCGUGAAGUCCGCCGCCCCGCAUUGAACUUCCAGCACGGAGCUGGUGAUGCCUCCGGAUGCUCCGCCAUACCGACAAGAGCAGCACCGCCAGCCAGACGUGCAGCGACUGCUGCUACUCCCGGUUCACCUGGUUUGGUUACAUCAGCAACUGGUUUUGGCUACCACCAUCAGCAGGUGGGCGUGCGCACCGCCCUCGACACCACCAGCACCCUCCUCGCGUCAUCUGUAGCGAAUCUCAGCACCGCAACCACCGAUACGAUUUCUUCUGGGACGACGCGCGGCCCUGCCAGGGCCGCGCGUCUCGGCGAUGCGGUGGCGGGUGUCUCUAUUGCAGACUACACCCCCAGCUGCCCCUUGCACGCCGUUGGAGGUGGCGGCGCCAGCAAUGCAGGCGCUCAGCAUGGUGUUGUUCUCCCCCGUGUGGAGGGAGAUGUCAUCUCCGUGGAGCAGCCCUACAGCGACAGCCGUCACAUGAUGCCACCCACUCUUGCCGCGCCAGCCUCACAGCUGUCCUUGCGGCGGUCCUUUGCGCUCCCACAGGCACCAGUGACAUCCCCACUCCGCUGCUUCGCGGUACCCCUGCUCUACGAAGAUCAGCGGUUUCACGUGCGUCUUGGCUGCUGCCUCCCCCUCGGAGCUCUCCUCCCCGUCUCUCUGUGCGUGCCGCCGGACGUCCUCACACUGAACUGCUCCGUUGCUGUGCGUCGCGUCAUCUUUACCGGCCACCUCUAUGCCGCAUUCCAUGGGGCACGCGUGGAGCUGAGCUUCCCUACAGCGCCGCUCUUUACUGCAAUGGUGAAGGCGAUGCCCGACACCAACGGGGGCGUGUCGGCAUCGGAGGUCAGUGGUCACCACGGCGGCUGGAGCAUGCGUGCCAGCGGUGGUGGUGGCGGCGACGUUCACUCGGGAGCGGCGGCGGCGACGGCUUUCACCGCAAUCCACACGUCACGCAAUGAAGCGACUGCCGUCCAUGGCACCAGCAUUGAGGAAGGACGUGACUCGUACAGCGCAGCCGCACGUCCGCCACUUCACCUGCGGUCCGGGAUGUACAGUAGCGGCAGUGGCGGCGGUGGCAGCGCAUCAACGAGCGGAUCGUGCAUGAAUGAGUCCAAUGAAAAGGUUCAGGAAGUUGUGCUGCUGGCGGUGCGCCGCCUCAUCCAGUCUCUAACGUACCCCCAAGUGCUGGUGGGGGAACUUGUGUGCCGCCGCCCUUCCGGGGAUUGUGGGACUGCGGAUGGCGGGGCAGAGAAGCAGCUGCAGCUGAAGUGGACUCGACAGACAGCCGUGCUGCCACUGCGCAUAUGA